UGACAGUAGACUAACACUUUAGUAUAUCAUAACUAUGUAAACUGGUGUUGUGCCAUAAUUUAAUACUUCUAGUCUCCUCUAGUCUGACAUCUAGUUACAAGUGUGCCAUAUGCUGUGAGGGUGUGUAGUGGUAUCACCCAGCCAUGGGGGAGCUUAUCAUUCAGUGCACCCACUGUGGGGCCUCAUUUGGCUGUGAGAGGGAGUAUGACAAGCAUCCUUGCUUGGAGGAAGAUGUUAAAGUCCCUUUCAGAAUUAAACUUGAACCACAAGAAAAUGAGGAAGAGAGAGAGCACGAACAGGAGAAUCAAGAGCAGGGGACAGCAGAACAGCAUCCAUCCAGCUCAUCAAAGGUGCAGAACACUGAGAACAAAACAGGAAAGACAGUGAGGAUAAAGGAAGAACCCUGUGAUUCCAUGGAUGUGCAAGAUGAGGAUCCUCUCGGCAACAUGGGUGCCACUGACGAGCCAGACAUGGAGACUGAUUUAUCAUCAGCAAUGGAGUUCACUGAGGGCUUCCCUAACACUGAGGCGGCAGCUGAAGAGGCAGGAGCAUUAGACACCCCAGUAAUGAAGGUGACAGAUGCAGUGUCCAUUCGUAAUGAGUGCGGAGUGUGUGGGAAGCGGUUUUAUCGGCGGGAGGAUUUCCUCAAUCACACCACCAAUUCCCACAAGAUACCCAGGCCAUUUCAAUGCAAGGUGUGCAAGAAGCGAUUCACCCAGAAGCACUACGUCACCCUGCACAUGCGGGUGCACACAGGGGAGCGGCCCUACAAGUGCAAGCUGUGCUCCAAUACCUACACCCACAAGACCAGCUACACCAUCCACAUGAGGAUACACAAUGGAGAUCGCCCUUACAUCUGUGGGAUAUGUGGGAAAAAGUGUUAUGAUAAGUCCGGCCUAACCAGCCACAUGCGCUCCCACACCAAGGAGACGCCAUACGAGUGUGAAGUGUGUGGCCGCAGGUUCACGCACUCCAAGAGCCUGCUGGUGCACCGCAGGAACCACACUGGUGAGAAGCCCUACAAGUGCCAGUACUGUGGCAAGUGUUUCCGCCACUGGCACAAGCACAAGAUCCACAUCCGCCUGCACACUGGGGAGCGGCCGUACAAGUGUGAGGUCUGCGGCAAGGGAUUCCCUCGCAAUGAUGAGGUGAAGCGACACAUGAGGAGUCAUCAGGGAAUCAAGUCAUUCAAGUGUUCCAUCUGUGGUGUGUACUGUGCCACCCAGGCCAGCAUCACCGGCCAUAUUGAUCUCCACCACGCAGACCUCAGGCAGAUUCCCCUCAAUGCUCCAGAGAAGACUGUUGUAAAGAAUAGCACAUGUGGAAUUCUUGGCACCAAAGCACCACAGCCACGGUCCAUCUACAAACCAGUGGUGAGUGCCUCCACUUCCAUCCAGUGCUCCAUCACCCCAGUCACCACCACACAUGCCAGUGUCCUCUCCACCACUGCCACUACUCAAAGUAAAACAACCACCACUAAGGCUUUUGCUAAAAAGAGUGGGAAGCAAACACAGAAAUCUGGUGAUGCGAAGAAACAAGGUAAAGAAGGUGAGAAAACCAAAGUACUCAGCUACAAAGAAUUCAUUGAGCUUCAGGAGAAGUUGUUGUUGUGUAAAGGUUUGGCUGUGAAAAAUGCUCAAGCAAACUCUGGUGUGGCCAAAGCAAACAAGAGUAACAAAGACAGCACUCAAGGAAAGACCUCACAGCUGGGUGCAGACUCUGCCACUGCCCAGGUAGCAGAUGGCAUGCAAGGAAAGCAGCAAAUAAUGUUAUUGUCAGCAGGCAAUAACCAAAAAGGAGAAGGUCUGAGGCUUGUGCUACCUCAAGGUAUGACUACAAACAAGCAAGUCAUCUUAACCUCCCCCCAGGCUACAGCUGCACCAACACCCUCGGUCCAGAGCACUGGUGGGAAUCAGCAGCUUGUCUUGGGUCAGCCAUCUGUCAUCCUGCCUCAGGGCCAGCUGAUGGCAGGACAACAAAUCAUACUGCUGUCCAAACCUGGUGUCCAACAAAAUUCUGUAAUGCUCUCUCAGCCCUUAUUGCUGCUGUCUGGGGCUAAUAACCAGCGCAUGGUACUGUUACCCUCCAAGGGAAGCUCAACCCCCAACACCAGCAAUUUCCAGACAAUACUCAUCCCCUCCUCACUGGGCACAGUAACCACAGCCAACAGCACCGCCAACACUACCACUACUACUGCCAUAAAGACUCCCAAUGUGGUGGUGAAACAGGAGCCAGGAGAGCCGGCACCACCGCCACUUCCACCUCUCAGAAGUAUUGUCCCCAAGGUUGUGAUAAAACAGGAGCCGGGAGUAACACCGCCUCCACCACCAGCACAGCCAGCACCUGUCAUCAAGCAGGAGCCGCCGGAUGACCCUUCAUUCAGUACUGAUAACUUUUGCAAUAUAAGGAUAAAGCAAGAGCCGCUAGAUUAGACUUCCUUCAGCGUCGCUCUCACCAUUGUGUACAUAACCAUGAAAGAUGGCCUUUAUUUUUUGCGUGCUUUGAUUCUUUGCUUUGUCAGGGUAAUUCCAGAGUUCAUCCAAAAUCAAACUAGUCAUAAUUGUUGAUUUCUCACAUAUAUAUUUUUGUUUCUCUUGAAUUACUCCUUUUGUACUUAAUGUCAAGAAUAGUGUCAUGUAAUUUUCCACCGUUCCAGGUGUCAGGAACUUAUAGCUCAAGUAGAACAUUCACUAAUCUCGGUAGUAUGGUGAGAUUUGCCUACAGACACACACCACUUCUUUUCAACCCAGUCCUCUCCUGGUUAUUCAAAGAGAAUACAUUUUGUACUAGGAAUAGGCUGGAGGGCAUGAAACAGGGCCAGUGAUUUAUGAAUCUGCCAUUAUUUUGUCUGACAAGUUGUUUAUAAAUACUAUGGUAGCUUAGCUGUGCAUCUUGGAUAUAUAUAUAUAAAUAUACACACAAUAAUUUUUAUUUAUGAUGAACUUGUACUUAUUUAUGGUAAUGGAUGUACUUACGAUUGAGUUCACUAGUCAUGUAACAUACAUGUAUGGAGAUGUACUUAACUGUAUAACUAAGAGAUAUUUAUGGUAUGAUAAGUGGAAUAUUUAUUAUAUUAAUUUAUAUGGAUCAUAAGGGCAUUUAAAAAUAUCAUGAUUAUAUAUGUUAAUUUUGUAAGGAUAAUCUGGAUAAAUGGAGUUUAUGAUUUACGCUAGAUGUGACAGAACUGUGGAAACAGGAGUGUGUGUUUUGUCGCCCUGACUCUGUACACUAAACAUUCCAGUUAGCAAAGGAAAGACAUGUCCAUUCAGGGUCGGCAGUUGAGCAACCCCUCACACUCAUCCACUGCAUUGAGUGUUUUCUUCAGUGUUGAGUCAUGGUCUGGCGAAGUUUAUUGGGAUAGUAAGGAGACUGACAGGAGAUCAAAGGACUUGUGAGGGAAGCCAGUAGCACAUCACCAGAUCAGAGGAUGUAGAACUGAAGGAAACAAGUGAACAAUGUGGAGAUGAGUGUAGCAGGUUACUUAAAUUCUUACCUUGUCUGAUCUUAUAAGCUCCCAUAUAGUGUUUGUCAAGAGUGCUUGCUGUUCCCCCAAAGACAGCCGAGUCAUAGAUGUGUUUAUGGUAUACUUUUGUACCAUAUCAUAUUUCUUUGCCUUCAUUCACUGUUUUUUGUGUGUGCCAGAUAUAUUUUCAUCUUUCAUAUGUAGACCAUUCACUCAAAGCUAAAUUAGUCUUGGCUGUUGCAGAGAAUGGUACAAAUGUUACUGAUUUGUGUGUGUGUGUGUGUGUGUGUGUGAUCUUCAUUUGUAGCAAUUUGUUUUCCAUAUAAUUCUCUUCAGAUUGAUGCAUGGUGGAGAAAAAUGUUAAAUAAGGUUUUAAGUUCAUGCAAUCCUUUAUUGGUGAGAGAAAAAAAAUAUAUUUAUGAUGUUUUGAGGGAGGAGGCCAUUUUGAUAAGGAACAAUAGAAAAAGAUAUAAAUUAUGGGCAAAAAUGGAAAAAGGCAAUGUUUCAGUGACAAUAAAAGGAAUGAAUAUCUCUUAGCAGAACCAUCAAUCUGUUGAGUGGUUCAGUUGUACAAGAAUAUCAACAUCAUUAAGUUGAACUGAGAUCUAUAUGGAGGCCAAUAUUGGUUUAGCUUGAAUUAAUUUAAUAUACAUCAUUUCAUAUGUUCUGAAUUUGGAUAUUGUACUUACAUUAUGUGGCAGCAUGCACUGGUGAAAUGCUAGUCCUGUAUAUUUGAUGAAUUUUGUUUAACGAAAUCCUCAAUAUCUAAAAUAUACUGUAACUCAUGUUUUUGUGGUUGGAUUCAAUAUGUUACUAAAAUAGAAAUGGACAAACUUUAUUCUUAAAAUUGCAUACAUAUCUUUCCUUAGAUGGUUUGUCUCCAGCCUGGCUAGCUAACCCAUCUCUCGUCUGGCAGCUCCUGACCUGACCCAUCGGAGAUACUUUUGUUCAUGUGAAGUUUUAGGAGAUUGAGUCAUUUGUCUGCAUCUUAUUCUGACUCUCCUCCUGUUCUUUGAGUUACUGGGUUAAACAGAAUUUUACUGUACUGGGCAGCAUUAUAAAGUUGUAACAGUAUGCAUGCUGGUGUAUGGAAAGAUCAACACUGGAGUACCUGUGCACCACCUCUCCCUCAAGGAAGAUAAAUGAGCCCCCUCCUGUGUGUUCAGAGGUGUGGGGAUCAGAUUUGUGCAAAAUUGUUCUGCAGCUUACGUAUUUUUAUUGGAUUGUCAUUAUUUAUUUAUUUAUUUACAUAUUUAUAUAUUCAAUUUUAUUUAUUUGAUUUUUUCAGGUAUCUUAUGGUUAUGUGGUGUGAAUUAUUUGUGACUAGUUUAGUGUGUGUCAAGAAGUGUGUGCAACAUAUUUUGUUAUCUGAAGUUGUUUACUUCCUUAUUUAAUAUGGGUGUGGAAUAUUUUAAGGUAUUUAUAUUUUGCUUUGAGUUGUGUCAUUAAGGUAUGUGUCAGAGAGGACAUAAUCUUAUGAUGACAUUUAUUAUCAUGACAAACUAUUGUUUAUGAGGAAACUUUUUUGUGGUCAGCUGUUUCUUCUUGUGUUUCUGCUUCUGUUCUAAUGGUUUGUGUUGGUAUAGUGAAAAAAUAAAUAUUGAUGACAUUUAAGUAUUAUUUCAUAUGUUGAAAGUACAAGUAUCAUAUAAUUUUAGAAGUGAGAGAGAGAUAAAGUAAGUGUGUGUGUGUGUGUGCGCACACAUGCUGAUCACAGAACAUGCGGUACUCUUGUUGCAAUCAUGCUUCUGACCACUGGUGCAAGAUUUUCAGUGUCUCAGGUUUCUGGGUUGCUUUGUUUAGUUUAGCACCACACGGUUUGUUUUGUAAUGAUGAUGUUCUUUCUGUGUCAAGUUUCACAAUGCUAUGGUUGUGCUGGUAAAAUGUUGGCACUGUUCAUCUCCAUUCUGUCAUUGGCAUUCACAUUUUCACAUUUUCCAUCAUAUUCAUUGUAAAAUUAACACAGUUUUCCCUGUCAUACACUCACACGUUGAACCAAAUUGAUAUAAAAGGAGUGAAGGUUUCUGUUCUUUUAUCCAUAGUGCACUUUUGUUAUAUCACUCAUUUUGUACUCUUACAGCUAUAUACAUUAUUACACACAGUUUUGCAUUUCCCACCCAUACAUACAUCUUGGCAGUUAAUUUUCACUUUUGUAUGUAGGUAGUCAGGAAUCAUGUCCUAUUGAAAGAUAUAAAUGCAUAUAACAUAGUCAACAAGUUUGUUCCCAUUAAUCUUCCUGAUCUGUGCCUCCCCACACUGUACAACCAACCUAUACAUUCCAUAAUGGUGUGAAAACUAUCUCAAAAUUUAUUUUAUGUACAUGUGGUAAAAAAUUAACUGUUGUAGAUUCAGUUUUUAAUGAAAUUUCGUGAACUAUAA
Molecule: messenger RNA, 5842 nt
Organism: Portunus trituberculatus (swimming crab)
Lineage: Eukaryota; Metazoa; Arthropoda; Malacostraca; Decapoda; Portunidae
Product: zinc finger protein 628-like
Exons: 1
Coding region: 144-2432 (762 amino acids)
Biological process (GO): regulation of transcription by RNA polymerase II
Cellular component (GO): nucleus
Molecular function (GO): DNA-binding transcription activator activity, RNA polymerase II-specific; RNA polymerase II cis-regulatory region sequence-specific DNA binding
Source: RefSeq, a predicted model, not a curated record